GUGACGUCACUAGCCCUUGUCGGUUUGCUACAGCACUGCAGCUAAGAUGAGGCUUUCUGGCUGACCGAAGAAAGGCGAGGGGUGGACUCAGAGCCCCGGGAAAUGCUCGCUUGCGGCCCCACAGCAGCGGUAAGACUGGAGUCCCGCUCCAGCAGAGCCCGGCGUCCGGGGGGAAGCAGCGUUCUUUCUCGAGCGGUGGCCUGGUGGUUGCACGCCUAGGCGGCCUCGGGCUUGGCUGCCUGGAACUAAGAGAGCAUCCUCACCUGGUAAGAGGGAGGAGGGGAACUUGGUGCGAGCCUCCUGCGGCGCCAAAGAGCCAGAGCCCACCGUUCUCCUUGCCGCAGCGGUUGUUAACGCCUGGGAGCAGCCAAGGUUCAUUUGUUUUCUUUCCGGAUGUUUGUCUUAAACAUGGACAAAUACACCGCCUUCCAGGGUCGUACUGUUUACCUUGCCAGCAGAACAUCUUUUUACUUCAAGACGUUUGAUACUCCCAAUCUCUGAAUUCUGGUGUUGAUGUUGAAUAUGCCUUAUUAGCAUAUUAAAAUGGCUGUACCCAAAGACGCCAUCCCUUCCUUGUUGGAAUGCCAGUGCCAGAUCUGUGUGGAAAUCCUAAUUGAGCCUGUGACACUCCCUUGUAACCACACGCUCUGUAAACCAUGCUUCCAAUCGACUGUCGAAAAGGCAAAUUUGUGCUGUCCCUUCUGUCGCCGCCGGGUCUCUUCGUGGACUCGGUACCAUACCCGAACAAAUUCUCUUGUCAAUACGGAACUGUGGGAGAUAAUUCAAAAACACUAUACAGAGGAAUGCAAGCUGAGAGCCUCUGGGCAAGAAUCAGAGGAAAUUGUUGAUGACUAUCAGCCAGUUCGCCUAUUAAGUAAACCUGGGGAAUUAAGAAGAGAAUAUGAAGAAGAGAUAAGCAAGGUGGAGGCAGAGCGACGAGCCAAUGAGGAAGAAGAAAACAAAGCCAGUGAAGAAUACAUACAGAGAUUACUGGCAGAGGAAGAAGAAGAGGAAAAGAGACAGGCAGAAAAAAGGCAAAGAGAGAUGGAAGAACAACUGAAAAGCGAUGAAGAGCUGGCAAGAAAGCUAAGCCUUAAUAUUAACAAUUUCUGUGAGGGAAGUAUCUUGGCUUCGCCCUCGAAUUCUGAAAAAUCUGAUCCAGUCACAACCAAGUCACAGAAGAAAAGUAAGAACAAACAAACGAACACUGGAGAUAUUCAGAAGUAUUUGUCACCUAAAUCUCAGCCUUGGUCAGCAUCACAGUCUGAAGUUGUACAAGAAGACAGGGAAGACUCCAUGUCUAAGGAAACUGACAGCAGUGAUGUGAAGAGCCCUACAUGGCAAGACACAGAAAUUGAGGAAGAUAUGCCAACACUUUCUCCUCAGAUAUGCCUUGAAGUUCAUGAACAAGGUGCACAAUCUUCAGUGGAGUCACCUAUGCCUCAGUUAUGUGCCAGUGGUAAAGAAUGGUGCCUUGAAGGAAAAGUCAAAACAAGACCAAGCAAUCAUGAAAAAGAGUUGUGUGUCAUAAAUCAUGAGGGACCUGAAGCCAGAGUUCCCUACUCUGGAGAAGCUGCAGUUAAGCCUUGUGGCAAAACAGAGAGUCGGUGCACUGUAUCAGAUAUGACACAGAUAAUUAGAAAUAACACAGUUGAGACAGAAAAUGAAGAGUCUCACCUACUGAUCAGUAAAGAUAUCUCCAAAAGAAAAAACCAGGAAUCUUUGUCUGAAGCAGUCAGGGAUCCAUGCUUUUCUGCAAAAAGAAGAAAAAUGUUCCCCAAAGCUUCCUCAGACCAAGAAGAAACAGAAAUCAACUUUACCCAAAAACUGAUAGAUUUGGAAUGUCUACUUUUUGAGAGACAUAAACAAGAAGAACAGGACAGGUUAUUAGCACUACAGCUUCAGAAAGAGGUGGAUCAAGAACAGAUGAGGCCAAACCGGCAAAAAGGAUCCCCAGAUGAAUAUCAGUUACGUGCUACAUCCUCACCUCCAGACAGAUUACUAAAGGAACAAAGGAAGAAUUCCAAAGAUAGAAACUUCAAAAGACAGACUAAUCUAGAGCAUCCAAAACCUAGGAGAGGCUCAAAAAAUGAAAAUUGGCAACCUUCUUUUAAGAUCCAGUUGAAGCGUUCAGUUAAUGGAAGAAAGAUAACAAAUUCUACUAGAGAUAAUUGUAAUGUAUCUAAAACUCCUCAUUCCCUACAGCCUAGUAAGUCACAGAAAAGUAUUUUUCAGAUGUUUCAGAGAUACACAAAGUAGUGCUUGGGUAAGGGGAGUGUUGUAUAAUCUAGUGAAGCUCUCUAUCAUAGAUUCUUUUUAAAUUUUUCAUUAAUUCUGCUCCGUGGGCAUACUCACUGUCCUUAAUUAAAGGACGGUGUGAUUACAGGGGAGGAAUAUACAAAUGUGUUUCUGCCAAACUCGGUUGUAAGCAAGAGUCCCACUCCUUUCCUUUUUUAAUCACUGGUGUACUAAAUUUAAGUUGACAGUCCUUAUGGAUAUAAAAAUGCCUUGGCCAACUCCCAAGAAAUCUUCAUUUCCAUGCAUUUCCCCCCAUAUGCAUGUUUUGUGGCCUUCACGCACCUUUUUGUACUGACUAGUAAUCAAAGCAACGUUAUAAUCUACCAAGUAGCUAAGGAAUCCAGGCAGGGUUUAGAAUCUAAGUUUUCUUGCAACUUUCCCAUAUAUUUGCAGAGCACUUGAAGUCCAUCUUUCAUAACACUAAAGUAAUCUAAUUUCCAUGUCCACUUCAAUUACUUUAAGUAUUACAGCAUUUUUUUUUUUUGACUUAAAAUGGGUUAGGAUCAACGUGAAAGCAGAAAAAUCAGAGUUUUCUGGAAAAUUAGGACUUAGUUGACAGAAAGGAAACUAGACUCUUGAUGCAAAAGUAGCUAAGCUUGGGAUGAGGCUGAGUGGGGUAGAUUGACAAUUUGGAGGCCUUGAAACUGAGUGGAUGAUCAGACAACUGGGUCCAGGCUGGAGUAGCAGGUGUAGUUUGGCAAAGUAUUCCUCCUCGUGCUUUCUUUGCUAGAUGGCACAGAAAACAUUUGGGUUUUAACAGCUUUUCAUACCAUACUAUCUAAUCUGCUAUUCCAAAAAAGUGGAGGGGGGGGGGAAUUUACUGUAGGAGAGUUAUGUCGCAGUAUCCUAUGUUGUAGAACCUGACUAAUCAUGUUUUUAUUUCCUUAUGUUAACCUUUGUAUUGAUACUGACUUUUAUUUGUGUUUAUGGACAAAAAUAGAAAGUAUGAUAUUUGGGUUUUGCUCUGUCUUGCCCCUGAAAGUUAAAUCAGAAGGCUGCGAUUUCAUUUUGUGAAAUUUAACUUGGAGACUAUUAAUCUUUUGUUUCAUUAAUAGGAACAACUUUGAGCAAACAACUGUUUUAACAGCAUUGCUGCUGAUAUCUAGUUAGCCAUCCUUUUAAGGUAAUAAUGCAGUGAACUGUCCUAGAGCUAAUAAUGCUAGCUUAAAUUUGUCAGUGUUUUUAUACAUAAUUAAGAUUUUUUUCCUCCAAAUUUUGUAACUGAAAUUCUGUAAUCUUUGCAUACUUGAUGGCGUCUACUUCAAUAUUGAUUGGGUAAUUAUGGGUAGAAUUCUGAUGCUGAUUUAAAUUUUAGUUUGCCUUUUCUCAAAAGUGAUUGUCCCCUGAGUAAUGAUUGUGCUGAAAUGUAGUUAGAAACUAACCAAAUUUGUCUAAAAUAUAUCUUUUCAUCAAACCAAUAUUUUUUAAGACCAAUUUUGCUUUACAUUUUAGUGACUCUGCAAAUUAAAAGUUAUAUAAUUAAA
Molecule: messenger RNA, 3782 nt
Organism: Aethalodelphis obliquidens (Pacific white-sided dolphin)
Lineage: Eukaryota; Metazoa; Chordata; Mammalia; Artiodactyla; Delphinidae
Gene: RNF168
Product: ring finger protein 168
Exons: 7
Coding region: 544-2259 (571 amino acids)
Biological process (GO): protein ubiquitination; double-strand break repair
Cellular component (GO): site of double-strand break; nucleus
Molecular function (GO): nucleosome binding; metal ion binding; ubiquitin-protein transferase activity
Source: RefSeq, a predicted model, not a curated record